Messenger RNA from Epinephelus lanceolatus (giant grouper), 3208 nucleotides. RefSeq names its product importin subunit alpha-6. Gene Ontology annotation, cellular component: cytoplasm. Gene Ontology annotation, biological process: protein import into nucleus. The record is from RefSeq and is a predicted model, not a curated record. Lineage: Eukaryota; Metazoa; Chordata; Actinopteri; Perciformes; Serranidae. Gene Ontology annotation, molecular function: nuclear import signal receptor activity; protein binding.
UGAUGGGAAAGUUCUGAUAAAACGCCAUUUUGCUCCCAGAAGAACAGGGACGGCAGGAAAGGUUGUAGCUAACAAGCUAUAUAGCACGCAUUUCCUGGCACAUUAACGUUAAAUCUCCAGUGGACACAAUGGCAAGUCCGGGGAAAGACAACUACAGGAUGAAGAGCUAUAAGAACAAAGCCUUAAAUCCUCAGGAGAUGCGACGAAGGAGAGAGGAGGAAGGAAUUCAGCUACGCAAACAGAAAAGAGAGGAGCAGCUGUUCAAGAGGAGAAAUGUAUAUGUACCUUCAAAUGAUGAAUCAAUGUUGGAAUGUCCGAUCCAGGAUCCAGACAUUAGCUCCACAGUGCCUGUUGCAGGUGAUGGAGUCAUAACUCCAGAUAUGAUUCAGAUGAUCUUCUCUGAUGACCCAGACCAGCAGCUAAUUGCUACACAGAAAUUUAGGAAAUUACUCUCCAAAGAGCCCAACCCACCCAUAGAUGAUGUUAUUUCCACUGCUGGUGUUGUAAAUCGUUUUGUGGAGUUUCUGAAGAGGAGUGAAAACUGCACACUGCAGUUUGAGGCGGCUUGGGCACUGACCAACAUCGCCUCAGGUACCUUUCUGCACACCAAGGUCGUGAUUGAAACGGGAGCAGUUCCCAUUUUCAUUGAGCUACUGAACUCUGACUAUGAGGACGUCCAGGAACAGGCCGUAUGGGCACUGGGGAACAUAGCAGGAGAUAAUGCUGAGUGCAGAGACUACGUGCUCAACUGUGGCAUCCUGCCAUUUCUACAACAGCUACUUGCUAAAUCCAAACGUCUCACAACAACCCGCAAUGCAGUGUGGGCUCUGUCCAACUUGUGCCGAGGGAAGAACCCACCACCAGAUUUUGCUAAGGUGUCUCCUUGUCUCAGCGUGCUAUCCAGGCUUCUUUUUAGUAGUGAUCCAGAUGUGCUGGCUGAUGCUUGCUGGGCUCUGUCCUACCUGUCUGACGGCCCUAAUGAAAAGAUCCAGACGGUCAUUGACUCCGGGGUCUGCCGCAGACUGGUGGAACUGCUCAUGCACAGUGACUAUAAGGUGGUUUCUCCUGCUCUACGGGCAGUAGGCAACAUUGUAACGGGAGAUGACAUCCAGACUCAGGUAAUCUUGAACUGCUCCGCACUGCCAUGUUUACUCCACCUCCUCAGCAGUCCCAAGGAGUCUAUCAAGAAGGAGGCGUGCUGGACUGUGUCCAACAUCACAGCAGGAAACAGAGCUCAGAUCCAGAAUGUGAUUGAUGCCAACGUCUUCCCAGUGCUGAUUGAGAUCCUUCAGAAGGCCGAGUUCCGCACAAGGAAAGAGGCAGCGUGGGCUAUUACCAACGCCACUUCCGGGGGCACUCCUGCACAGAUAAGGUAUUUGGUGUCUCUGAAUGCCAUCAAACCCAUGUGUGACCUGCUGACAGUGAUGGACUCAAAGAUUGUGCAGGUGUCUCUCAAUGGUCUGGAGAACAUCCUCAGACUGGGAGAACAGGAGGCCAAACAGAACGGAACAGGCAUCAACCCAUACUGUGCACUCAUAGAGGAGGCUUACGGAUUGGACAAGAUCGAGUUCCUGCAGAGCCAUGAGAACCAGGAGAUCUAUCAGAAGGCCUUUGACCUGAUUGAACACUACUUUGGUGUAGAGGAGGAAGAUGCCAGUCUGGCUCCUCAGGUGGACCAGAGUCAAGGCCAGUUUGUCUUCCAGCAGCAGGAAGGACCACUGGAAGGUUUCCAGCUCUAACCCCACCUCACCUCAUCUGUCCUUUCUUUUUCCUGGUCUCUAAACCUCUGCUAGAGACAGUAGCCUGCUGACUCUCCUGUGACCUAAAGCCGUCUCUGCUGGGCCAGCUUCACCAGCUCCUCCACACACUUUCACUUCUACUAUGCCCUUACACCUACUCUGUAGAGACAGGCAAAUUUGUGAACAUGGAGAUCAAAAGUGAGAGCAAGUUUGGCUCAUUGAUGCUGUUUGAGACUGCAGGAGCCUGAAUGGAGAGCUCAGCUUUUCUGGUUCCAAUCCAUGUCUAUGCCAUGGAAAGCCAACUCAUGUUAAAGAAAAAAAAAACUUUUUUUUUUCGUUGUUGCUACAAUAUGAUUUUCCUUUGACUUCAUGUGCUAUUAUUUUGUACCAUUCUAAAUGAUAAUGGUAUUUGUGUUACACUUAAAAACUGGUGUUUCCAAAUCAGCAUCUUUAUCCCUUUUGAAAUGUGAAACUACCUCUUCAGUCUUCAGAAAAAAAUGGAACUGAAAGAAAGUAAGGAAGGAAAGAAAAGCCCUGAAUGAACAGAUAAAGCAUCAGACAGAUCAUUUUCUUUAAUUAUGGAUACAGGGUAAAGUGGCUGACCUGUCAGAGGACUGUUCUGGGUAUAAAUACAGUACCGCUUUAUAAGUCUGAAGCAGCUGCACAUGUUCUCUGGGUUCUCACUCCUCUCCUGUGGGUUUAAAGGACUUGACAAGCACCUGGAGACCCAGGGUCUUCUAUUUAUUUGUCUUCUGGGGGCUGUGGAGGAGCACCUUUUUCUCUUCUCCACCUUCACCUCUGAGCGAAGGCAACUGCUUCAUGGAGUAUGUAACUGGGCUGCUGGUCCAAGUUAGUUUGAAAUCUGUAACAGUGCUGGCUGUUUAAUAUUGUUUUCACUGCUUAUUUUAAAUGUUAUGCAUUUCAGAAGGCAGUAUCCAGGCAAGAUCGGUGCUCUCUGUUACAUGAAGCAGUGCGUGCAACAAUCUUGCUAGUUAAAUGAGAUUUAUGUUGUUUUUUUUAGUUUGCCACUCUGAACUAGCAACGUAAUAUAUCUUAAAUUAUUUUUUCUUCUUGCAAUCAUUUUUUUGAUAUGGGAUUAGUCGACUGUCUUAGAGGGUUUGUAUAUUAUAUAUACGUGUAUGAGAGAGUAAAGAAAGUAUUUAAGUGGCUAUGAGAAGGUCUGAUGCAAGUAUGUUUUCUGGCUGAUAUGCAGUUGUAAUAUUUCCAGUCCAUCACUGCUUCUCCUUGAUGCACCCUUUUCAGGGUUCUCCCUUUAGUUUCUGUUUUAUUUUGAAAAGGUUUGUUUCCUCAGAGUCUUUUCACUUUGAUUUUUAUUUAGUCACGUUCUGAUUUUGUGGUUGAAGUCUUAAGAUGGAAACAGUUUUUUUUCCUUCCCUUGGCUCUAUCCCUGAGCUGUGACAUAAAAUAAUAUACAUAAAAAUAAUAGUUAGCAUGUUAGCCGUUAGCCU